GCUCCUGAGAGGGGAGUGCUGGGGACUGUGCCCACGAGAAGAGGCACCCACUGCUGGAGAGGAUCCUGCAGCAGCACCGGCUCCGCGCUGGGGACACCUGGGGACACCCCAGACCUGGGGACAUGGGGCCUGCUCUCCUCCUGCUGCUCACCACAGCUGGCUUCUGGCAUGGCUCAGCAUCUCCAGUGAUCAGCCCUGAUCUCCCUGCUCUUGUUGUCAACACCGGUGAUCCAGUCCUCUUGCACUGCUCAGGAGAGUCUGAAGUUGCAUGGAAUAGCAAAGAGGUUACAUUCAGAAACCACACCAGCAGCACCCUCAGUAUUCCCAAUGCCACUUACAGGAACACAGGCACCUAUACCUGUGCUUAUGUCAACAGCAGUGACAAGGGCAUUGCAGCCAUCCACCUGUUUGUGAGAGACCCUAAUAACACGUGGUACACCCCCUCUUUCCGGGUCUGGGGGAUCAAAGGUGGGAAUGUUGAUUUCCCCUGUUUCAUCACGGCCCCCGAGUACGGAUCCAGUGUGACUCUGAUAAGGGAUGAUGCCUCUCCUCUCCUACCUGGGACCAACUACUCCUUCAGUGCUGAGAGAGGAGUAACACUCUACAAUGUGCAGACCAAGCAUAAGGGCCCUUACCGAUGCCAAGCACAGAUAAAUGGAAAAAUAAAUAAUUCACCAAGAAUAAGACUGGUUGUGGAAGAAGCGCUGGAGAAGCCUGUCUAUGUGGAGAUGGACCCUGUGGACCAUGUGCGGAUCGUGGGAGAACCUUUCCAAGUCACCUGCAGGGUGACUGCUCCUUCCCACAAGUAUGACAUCAAAUGGGACACAGCAGCAAAGAAAGUCAACAGAACUAAAAGGGUUGACCUUGAAAAUGAUAACUACUUCAUCAGUGACACCCUGUCCAUUGCAGCUGUGACCAUGGAGGACAGUGGCAAGUACGUCUGCAUAGCUAACAAUUCAGUAGGAUCCAAGAAUGCCUCAACAAUGCUUCAGGUAGUAGAGAGAGGUUACGUGCACCUGACCCCAGGGCAAGCCACCAGCCUGGAGGUGGCUCUGGGAGACAAUGUGGAGCUGCAGGUCCACAUUAAGGCUUACCCAAAACUUCUCCACUGGGCCUGGGAACACAGGAAUCCCUUGAAGCACUCUAAACCCACCAUAUUCAAGGGUGAAAUGAUCUUUGGAAACAACUGGUACAACAACACACUCUCCCUGAAACGCCUGAAGGAGGGAGAGGGAGGCCUCUACACCUUUUAUGCCUCCCACAGUGCGACCAAUGAGUCAGUUACCUUCAGCAUCUCUCUGAAAUCUUCUCCAAGGGUCUGCAAAAUCAAGGUGCCAGCUGAGGACUCCAGCCUGCUGCAGUGCGUGGCCAUCGGGUACCCUGCCCCACGCAUCGAGUGGUACCAGUGCCCCGUGCACUCUGACAGGUACAGCGAGGACUACAGACUGAUAAGCAAUGACUCCAGACCCCAGGUGGUGAAUGUGUUGCCCUUCCAAGAGGUGGAGGUGGAGAGCAGCAUCCUCUUCGAGGAGCUGGGUGACAAUUUCACCUUCUGCUGCGUGGCCAUUAACGGGGAAGGGAACGCCUCUGACAUGUUCCACUCCUUCACCAUCACCAGGAGUAUCGUGGCCCUUCCAAACAAGCUCUUCAGCCCUGUUCUCUCCACCUGCAUUGGGGCAUUGGUGCUGCUGCUCCUCCUCCUCCUCUUCCUGCUCUACAAGUACAACCAGAAACCCAAGUACCAGGUGAGGUGGAAGAUCAUCGAGGCCUGUGAGGGCAAUAAUUACAUCUUCAUUGAUCCCACCCAGCUGCCAUACAAUGAAAAGUGGGAGUUUCCAAGGAACAACCUCCAGUUUGGAAAAACUCUUGGAGCAGGAGCCUUUGGAAAAGUGGUGGAAGCCACAGCUUUUGGGCUGGGCAAAGAAGAUUCGGUGCUCAAAGUGGCUGUGAAGAUGCUAAAGUCAUCAGCAGACAGGGACGAGCAGGAGGCCCUCAUGUCUGAGCUGAAGAUCAUGAGUCACUUGGGACACCAUGAGAACAUUGUUAACCUGCUGGGGGCAUGCACCUGUGGAGGCCCAAUCCUUGUCAUCACCGAGUACUGUCGCUAUGGAGACCUGCUGAACUUCCUCAGGAAGAAGACUGAAUCCAUAAUUAUCCAGGAUUCUGCCCUGGACACCUCUUUGGACAGUGCUGCUGAUUACAAGAACAUUGAGCUAGAGAAAAAAUACAUCCGCAGUGACAGUGGCUUUUCCAGCCAGGGUUUGGAAACUUAUGUUGAAAUGAGGCCUGUGUCAUCAUCAUCAUCUUCAGCAGCAUCAGAUUCUGCGCAAGUCAGGGGGAGAAGCUCGGAGGAGGAUGAAGCCAGGGAGGAUCUCCGUCCCCUCAAUCUCUCUGACCUGCUGCAGUUCUCCAGCCAGGUGGCCCAGGGCAUGGCAUUCCUGGCAUCAAAGAACUGCAUCCACCGUGACCUAGCAGCCAGGAAUGUGCUCAUAUCAGAUGGACGAGUAGCCAAGAUCUGUGACUUUGGCCUGGCUCGGGACAUCAUGAAUGACUCCAACUAUGUUGUGAAAGGCAAUGCCCGCCUGCCCGUGAAAUGGAUGGCCCCAGAGAGCAUCUUUGACUGCAUUUACACAGUGCAGAGUGAUGUGUGGUCUUACGGCAUCCUGCUCUGGGAGAUCUUCUCCCUUGGGAAGAGCCCCUAUCCUGGCAUGGUGGUGAACAGCAAGUUCUACAGCAUGGUGAAGCAGGGAUACCAGAUGGCCAGACCUGACUUCGCUCCCUUGGAAAUGUACAGCAUCAUGCAGGCGUGCUGGAGCCUGGAGCCCACACGGAGACCCACCUUCGACCAGAUCGGCUGCUUCAUCCAGAAAGAGCUGGAGGUGCAUAAGGAGCAGGACUACACCAACCUCCCCUCCAGUGCAGAGGAAGACAGUGGCUGUGACACCUCUGGCUGCUGUGAGGAGUCCUGCGAGCAAGAGGAGAGUGGGCAGCCACUGCUCAAGGGCAACAACUACCAGUUCUGUUAGGUGGCACCUUCACCCUGGGGCUGAUCCUUGUCCUGGCUCCACAGAGCUCACCCUAGGACACAGACACCUUCUGCUUUGGCCUUCUCUGUGCUUGCUGAAGUGUGGGUGUUAUGGACUCUCUCACCAAAUGGAGAGUAAAGACACCUUGGUGUUCCAGAGUCUUAUCCCACACAUGGCAUAGAGCUGUCAGGAUGGUAACAGGCUCCAUCUCUGCAAGGUACACAGAGGUCCCCAGCAGCCACCUCCCCAUGCCCCAGAGAAGGCUGUGGGAGUUGGGGUUUUGUAGUUUU
Molecule: messenger RNA, 3316 nt
Organism: Melozone crissalis (California towhee)
Lineage: Eukaryota; Metazoa; Chordata; Aves; Passeriformes; Passerellidae
Gene: CSF1R
Product: colony stimulating factor 1 receptor
Exons: 21
Coding region: 123-3026 (967 amino acids)
Biological process (GO): cytokine-mediated signaling pathway; cell surface receptor protein tyrosine kinase signaling pathway; protein phosphorylation
Cellular component (GO): CSF1-CSF1R complex; signaling receptor complex
Molecular function (GO): cytokine binding; macrophage colony-stimulating factor receptor activity; ATP binding
Source: RefSeq, a predicted model, not a curated record